ACGAAGGAUUGCUGCAGCAAGAAUUCUUUUGAAACCCAAAUACUAAUAAACCCAAAUCUUUUUAUCAUUUAUUAAUUAAUAUUCUAAGUUAGCUACGCCUUGCAAUUUCAGUUAUUUCUAAAUCUAUCUCUCUAAGGUUUGGGAAAUCUAAUGGGACUGAAGGUAGAGCACUGAUGUCACUGUUUUGGAUUGUGAUUCGUCGAUUAGCUGAAAUUGAAGAAAGAAUGGCAACCUCAAAGAAAGUGAUUACAAGGGAAGAGUGGGAAAAGAGAUUGAAUGAUGUUAAAAUCAGGAAAGAAGACAUGAAUAAAUUGGUGAUGAAUUUUCUUGUCACGGAGGGUUAUGUUGAAGCUGCUGAAAAAUUCCGGAUGGAAUCUGGAACCGAACCAGAUAUUGAUCUUGCAACAAUAUCGGAUCGCAUGGCUGUUAAAAAGGCUGUACAAUGUGGAAAUGUUGAGGAUGCUAUUGAGAAAGUUAACGAUUUAAAUCCCGAGAUAUUGGAUACAAACCCGCAACUCUUUUUCCAUCUCCAACAACAGAGAUUGAUAGAAUUGAUUCGAAAUGGAAAAAUAGAAGAAGCCUUGGAGUUUGCUCAGGAAGAGCUUGCACCGAGGGGAGAAGAGAACCAAACCUUUCUAGAAGAAUUAGAGAGGACUGUUUCGCUCCUGGCGUUUGAAGAUGUUUCAAACUGCCCACUUGGAGAGCUUUUGGACAUAUCACAACGCCUUAAGACAGCAAGCGAGGUGAAUGCAGCCAUUCUUACUAGCCAGUCUCAUGAAAAAGACCCGAAGCUUCCGAGCUUACUAAAGAUGCUGAUAUGGGCUCAGAAUCAACUUGAUGAGAAAGCUGCUUAUCCUCGCAUAAACAAUUUGUCAAAUGCCACGCUCGAAGAUCCCACGGUUUGAAACAAAGGUUCGAAAGACACUAUGGACGAGUCUAUAGUUGCUUUGAAAUUGAAACAUAGAUAGAACUGAAUGGAAUCAAGUUAGGAAUUUGUUGGAUGCAUGCUAUUUUGUUAUGAUGUAUUUGAUGUUUUAUCUUCAUUUUUAGAAGAAUUAAGUUGCCUUUUGGUUGGUCUUUUACUUUGUUCCAAGUUGAAGUUAGUGCAUUUGUACAAUUGAUGAUCAUGCAUUUUAUCCCUUGAAUGGGGAGGGAUUCCAUUAGUCAAUUUGAAGCAACCAAAACAAAAUUGUUAUUGCUA
Messenger RNA from Gossypium raimondii (Peruvian cotton), 1201 nucleotides. RefSeq names its product protein GID8 homolog. NCBI's taxonomy places the organism in Eukaryota, Viridiplantae, Streptophyta, Magnoliopsida, Malvales, Malvaceae. Gene Ontology annotation, biological process: proteasome-mediated ubiquitin-dependent protein catabolic process. The record is from RefSeq and is a predicted model, not a curated record. The coding region runs from base 174 to 905 and encodes 243 amino acids. The transcript is spliced from 7 exons. Gene Ontology annotation, molecular function: protein binding. Gene Ontology annotation, cellular component: nucleus; cytoplasm.